Molecule: messenger RNA, 1881 nt
Organism: Penicillium oxalicum
Lineage: Eukaryota; Fungi; Ascomycota; Eurotiomycetes; Eurotiales; Aspergillaceae
Product: Cupin domain protein
Exons: 5
Coding region: 1-1881 (626 amino acids)
Biological process (GO): attachment of mitotic spindle microtubules to kinetochore; kinetochore assembly; spindle attachment to meiosis I kinetochore
Cellular component (GO): kinetochore
Molecular function (GO): centromeric DNA binding
Source: RefSeq, a predicted model, not a curated record
AUGGCGCGUGGCUCUACGAAGCCCCGCGAUCUGGACUUUUCCAAUGUGGGAACGCUGGGAAGGCGGACAGGUCUCACCAUGGAGGAGAGACAGCGCGACGAGUAUGGCAUGGAAGAAGUAGACGGACUGUUCUCUUCACCCGAGAAAUCGCCAGCGGAAGAAAAUGGAUUUUCCCACGCGGACGAUACCGCUGGCUCAGAAAUGUCCAUUGAGGAUGACAAUGCGCCGGGACCUAUGGACUUUCUCGGCGCCUCUGAUAACGCGCGCAACAAUUACCGGGCAUCCGGCGCUCAAUCCCCAGCCAAAACCUCUCGGAGGUCGCCCGUCUUGCGCUCCUCCCCGGAUGACCGAGAAGAUCUCGUAGCCUCGAGCCCAUCUGAUGGCAGGCGUUUGUCCUUUGCGCGUGGGGACCCCAUCCCACUGACCAAUCGAUCUGUCAACGCCAGCAUGUUUAACGAUAGGGCGGCUCGACAAAACGAAAAGUCUCGAUCAGCAUCAUCAGAAGCGGCAGAUUUCUCGGACGGCGACGCAGCGGUCGAUGAGAACGGCGACGCCUUUGCUGUCGGACAGGAUGAUUACAGCGACGAAUACGACGAAGGCAACGAGACUCUCAUGCCACCCGCAGAUGAGCCUGCAGAUGGAGACUCAGUCGCGCAGGAUGCGAAUGACGAGGAAGAUGAGAACGCACAAGGAUCAUCACCUGCGCCAGAGGCUACGGCUCGGAGCAAGCCUAGCGCAUCGAAUUCAAGAGCACCCAAGAAGUCCUCCGCAGCCAAAUCAUCCAAGACAACCAAGGCCGCGGCUAAGCCUGCUGGGAAGCGAGGACGUCCCGCAAAGUCUCAGCCCCCCGCAGAGGAUGAAGAAAACACAGAGUCCCGACCAGCUAAGAAGCAAAAGAAGACUACGUCAGAGGCGAGUCGCGCCUCACGGGAGCCAUUAGACCCUGAGCUGGACCGUGUGGUGGAGAAUUACGCCCAGCGAUCUGGUCCCUUGAAAGGUCGCAGUUUGUAUAUUCUCAAGCGUGAAGAUCCCAGCAGCAACGAAACUACUCACACCCGCUCCGGGCGAGUAUCUGUUCGGCCCCUGGCAUACUGGCGCAAUGAGCGAUGCGUAUAUGGUGAUGGGGAGGCUGCUGAAGGACAACGGUACCCUCUUUCCACGAUCAAAGAAGUGAUUCGUACGGAAGAGGUUGCAUCGAAUCGACCGAAGAAGGGUAAGAAAGGCCGGAAGGGCAAGUCCAAGAAACAGAAGGAUGAUUCGUCAGAUGAGGAUGAGAUCGACGAUGAUGCCGACCUCUGGGAAAAGGAAACUGGUGUUUUGCAUGGCUACGUAUCGAAAUGGGACCCGGUGGCGCAAACGAGUACAUCCGAGGAAGAGGUUAUAGAUAUUGCCUAUGCGCCUUCAGGCUUUGAAACAAGAGAAGUCAAGGGUGCCUCAUUUCGAUUUGCCAAGCUUCUCAGCUCCUCCUUCAUUGGUUCCGGUGUGGUCGAACUUCCCCCCGACGGGGUCAAGAAGCCUAAAAAUUCAAAAAGGAUGCAUAUGGUAUUCUAUGUCUGUUAUGGUCGAGUGCAAGUGGACAUUAGCGGUGUUCAGUUCAGUGCUGGCAAGGGAUCCGUCUUUCAAAUUCCACGAGGCAAUUACUACAGUUUCCAAAACUCGCGCAAUAAGAAUGCGCGACUUUUCUUCACACAGUGCUGUCUCCCAGAGGGUAGUGAAGUACCCGUGCAGACAACGGAAACAGAGGCCGCAUCACAACCACCACCUGAAACAAAAACAACGACGGCAAGUGGCCCAUCAAAUGGGGCCGAACUUGAUCCUGAGCCUUCUGAGCCUCCGGCCACCAAACGAGGCCGCCCCAAGGGCAAGCAAAGGGCUAAAUAG